ACCCAGAAUCAUGUAAAAAUUUCUCAGAUAAAAAGGAGUCUUGAGUGGAUAAAGUUUAAGAAGCCCUGACACCUCACAUAUUUCACAGGUGAAAAAACAGGCCUAGAGAGAUGAAAUGACCCAUUUCCCAAGGUCACACAAAUCACAGAUCAUUAGAUUCCACAUGAGGUUCUAUAGCAUGCUCUGCUUGGAGGAGGAGAAUCCCAGUAUGAUGUUAAGAAUGGGAAAAUAAAGCCUUGCUUCCAGGGCUAAGGACAUCACUUCCAUUAGGGUCAAAGAUGCUUCCUAAAGGGUGCCUCCAUCCCAGGGGCUUGUAGGAAGGAAAAGGAAUGGGAGCCUUGUCUAGGCAGAGGGAAGGCAGCAUAUGGAAUCCCUGGGACUGUAUGAGGUGAGGCCAGGUUGCCAAGGCAACUGCUGUCCCUGAGGCCGUUGUUGCCUUAACCUCUCCGGAGGCAGUUUGCCUCUUCAGUUGCCUUAGCCCAGGUAGCCCUUCAUCCCGGAGGCUGUUGUUGCCUUAACCUCUCAGAAGGUCUGUUCACCCCUUGUUGCCUUAGCCCAGGUAGCCCUCCGUUGCUGAGGCUGUUGUUGCCUUAACCUCCCAGGAGGCCCUUCGCCCCUUCAGUUGCCUUAGCCCAGGUAGCCCUUCUCCCUGGGCCACCAUGGCGCGGCACCUCAAUAUGGACACACAGCGACUAAACUUCUGGAAAGAAGAACACCUAAAGGAGAUGAUGUUGCGUUGUGAUUGGCACCGAAAGUACGCGGCGAAGGUGAAAGCCAAGCAGAUGGCGAGGGAUGCCACAAGAAAGGGCUUCAAACUGCCUACCUUGGGCCCCAAGGCCCCACCUUCUCCUCCUCCUCCACCAAAAGAGCCUCCCAAAACCCCUCCUCCCGUGGUGGAGACUCCGGUAGAGUCAGAAAUGUUCCCAGUGCCACCUGAAAUACGGGAACUCCUUUACCAGGGAAUCUCUCAUGAUUUCCAGGGUCGCUUCAACUACUUGCAAAAACGCAGAAUUACCAAGCCAGAAGAUCGCUACCUCUUCCCCAUCACUACCAACUUCACUUACGGCUGGCAGUUGGGCACCCCAGUGGAACGAAAGAUGGUCUCCUGUAAGAUGUGCCGAAUAGAAACCUUCUUCCGCAAGAAUGGGGCCUUUGCUCUACUGGACCCUAAGGACUUAGCCCUCUGACCUUGGGCUUGGGGGGAGGGUGGGCAGGGAAAUGGAGAUUACAUGCCCUCAGGUGGGGCAAAGCUGGCUCCCUCUGUGGUGGGUGUAUAUGUCUGGGUUUCCUGGGCACUGGGGGUUGGUUAAAUCCCUGGCCUUUCUGUAGUUCUGGCCAGUGCCGCUGACCUCUUGUUUCUGGCCAUCAGAGAGCAUUCCACUGCCUUUCUCCCCACCAUCCCCUUGACCACUAACCCUCCUCAGGCCCCAAGAGGGCUGGCCCAGAGCUGGGAGGAGUCGGUUCUCCCCAGUCCUUUGGGGUUGCAGCAGCUCCUGGAAAUUUCUAGUGUUCCUGGGGGAGACAGCCACCAUCAGGUCAUGCACCAAACUGUGCAUCCCUUGCCCUUGCCCCCGGCCCAGGAGAGCACCCCAAGAUGAGCUCUCACCGCUCCCGCUGGGCCCGCAGCAGCCCCGUCCUUUCCUUGUGUCGCUGCUCCAGCUGCUCCCGCAAGUCCAUCCCUGCCAGCCUCACCUCUGCCGGGCUACGUCGUCCUGGUGGGUCGGAGACCGAGUAAGCCCAUGGUUCUCUGCAGAGCCAGGACACCCAGCUACAGGCAGCAGCGCCAGGUGCUCCCCCAUCAGCCUGAGACCCGGGCCUUUCUCCUUUCUUUCCCCCCUCUCCCAGGGACUUGCCUGCAUCCGGGGCUGGGGGGGAGUGAUCGGGGACCUCAGGAGGUCUACCCCUGAGCGGCGAUUCCUGGCGAUGCGCAGGCGCUCCUGGACCUGAAGAUGGACGAGGGCAUUGUCCCAAGAGCUGAGGUCCUAGGGCCUGGCCUCCGAGACCAGUCACCUAGAAGGUGUCUCCCCUUCCUUGGGUCGGAUAGCCCCUCUUAGCCUGAGCCUUUGCU
This is a messenger RNA of Sarcophilus harrisii (Tasmanian devil), 2068 nucleotides long. It is a transcript of the gene SPMIP1, whose product is annotated as ATP6V1F neighbor. The coding region runs from base 660 to 1187 and encodes 175 amino acids. NCBI's taxonomy places the organism in Eukaryota, Metazoa, Chordata, Mammalia, Dasyuromorphia, Dasyuridae. The transcript is spliced from 2 exons. The record is from RefSeq and is a predicted model, not a curated record.